Molecule: messenger RNA, 1186 nt
Organism: Dipodomys spectabilis (banner-tailed kangaroo rat)
Lineage: Eukaryota; Metazoa; Chordata; Mammalia; Rodentia; Heteromyidae
Gene: Slc25a41
Product: solute carrier family 25 member 41
Exons: 6
Coding region: 16-900 (294 amino acids)
Biological process (GO): transmembrane transport
Molecular function (GO): ATP transmembrane transporter activity
Source: RefSeq, a predicted model, not a curated record
ACGGGGGAGCAGCUGAUGGUCCCCGUGGACGUCCUGGAGGUGGACAACGAGGGAGCCUUGUGGAAGUUCCUGCUGUCGGGAGCCAUGGCAGGGGCAGUGUCACGCACAGGCACAGCCCCUCUUGAUCGAGCCAAGGUGUACAUGCAGGUCUACUCCUCCCAGGCUAACUUCAUGAACUUGCUGGGGGGUCUCCGGAGCAUGGUGCAGGAGGGGGGUGUGCGCUCGCUGUGGCGAGGUAACGGCAUCAACGUGCUCAAGAUCGCCCCGGAGUAUGCCAUCAAGUUCUCUGUCUUUGAGCAGUGUAAGAACUUUUUCUGUGGCGUGCACGGCUCUCCGCCAUUCCAGGAGCGCCUCCUCGCGGGCUCGCUGGCUGUGGCUAUCUCUCAGACCCUCAUCAACCCCAUGGAGGUGCUGAAGACGCGGCUGACCCUACGCAGGACAGGCCAGUACAAGGGGUUGUUGGACUGCGCCAGGCAGAUCUUGGAGCGUGAUGGCACCCGGGCUCUGUACCGUGGCUACCUGCCCAACAUGCUGGGCAUCAUUCCCUACGCCUGCACAGACCUGGCCGUGUACGAGAUGCUCCAGAGCUUGUGGCUGAAGUCUGGCAAGGACAUGGAGGACCCCAGUGGCCUGGUCUCUCUGUCGUCUGUAACGCUUUCCACAACCUGUGGACAAAUGGCCAGUUACCCACUGACUUUGGUGCGCACCCGGAUGCAGGCAGAAGACACGGUGGAGGGCUCCAACCCCACCAUGCGUGGAGUGUUUCGUCGGAUCCUGACCCAGCAGGGCUGGCCGGGGCUGUAUCGAGGCAUGACCCCCACGUUGCUCAAGGUGUUGCCCGCGGGGGGCAUCAGCUACGUGGUAUAUGAAGGAAUGAAGAAAACCUUGGGUGUGAGCUGACACCGCUCAGAACUUUCAGGAACUGCAAGACCUAGUGUCCUUAGAUCCCAAAAAAGUCCUCCCAGCCUCAGGCUCCCAGGCAGUUCAGAGGGCUUGGGUUAGAAGACCACUUGGGUUUCUUCCCCAUGGUACAGCCUGAGUCCUGAGUUUGGACUCUGGUCCGGGUUCUGCUGGAUCGUCCUGGCUCUUAAGGCUGUAUAACUGAUGACCGUUCAGACAAUUAGGAAUAAAGAUGGGGUUCUGCAGGAUGUGUCAGGGGUACCUGGGUCUAGCCAAAGGCCUUGGA